AGAACGAGAGCGAAAGAGGGAGGGACAGAAGAGUAGAGAGAUAGCAGUGAGUGGAAGAGAGCUGCAGAAGAGAUUGUGCACCUGCUUCAGAGAGGACACAACCGAUGAAAAGAAAGGGAGGGAUGCAAAGAAUCAUCCGACCUCGUAUUCGGACAACCUACAAAAGCGACAAAGAACAGGAAUUCAAAGAAAAAGGGAGGACUGUGGACAAGCUUUGUAAAGACUGAGAGGAGGCAUUGAGGAGACAGAACACAACCAACAAAGUAAAGAGAUGAAGCUUGUAUAUUGAGCCGCUUUUAGGAGAAAAAUACUGAAAAUCCUGCUGUUUCACUGAAGAGAGAGAGCAGAGCAAAUGUACCGAACUCAUGGGCUGUAGAAAGUAAGCACAAUAUCACCACAAAUAAGUCAAACUUAACCAUCUGGACGUACACUGCUGGGCAACAAGGAUGCAGCCAAACAAACUACAGUUUCCUGAGCUUAGUGUAGCAUCUAAAUACUGCACAACAUGCUCUUUAAUGCAGAGACAUUGAAGACUGGAGUGAAACUGCUGCAGAAGGCUUUCAGCUGAACUGAUGCGGUCCUUAACAAGCAGCCGUUAGUACAAGCCAGCCACCAACACAGUUUGAACUUCGGACCAAAAUCACCUCGCCCCUCUCCUCUCUUCUUUCUCUUAUUCCCUGUUCUGUAUGAGAUGGAGGUCUGAGGAUCAGUCAUCAUGCCAGUGAUGAAAGGGCUUCUGGCCCCUCAGAACACCUUUCUUGACACCAUCGCCAAGCGCUUUGAUGGCACACACAGUAACUUCCUGCUGGGCAAUGCUCAGGGGAGUCGCGGGUACCCCAUCGUGUACUGUUCGGAUGGGUUCUGCGAGCUCACCGGGUUUGCACGGACAGAGGUAAUGAAGAAGACAUGCACAUGCCAGUUCCUGCAUGGACAGGAAACAAGCGAGAGAGUCACUCAGCAGGUGGACAAAACCCUGGAAGGACAGAGAGAGUUCCAGACCGAGGUCCGCUACUACAGGAAGAACGGUACUGCCUUCUGGUGUCUGCUGGACAUCGUCCCUAUUAAAAAUGAGAAGGGAGAAGUGGUUCUGUUUCUCUUAUCCUUCAAAAACAUCACUGACUCGUAUGGCAAAUCACAUCCCGGCUCCACCACAGAAGAGGAUGGUACUCACAACAGGAAGUCCGGUCGAACUCAUCUGAGUCAAGCUCGUGAGCGUGGCCGCAGCGUCCUGUACCACCUGACCUGUCAGUUCACCAAUAGGAGCAGAAGGAAGCUGCCAAAUCAUGUUUUUUCACAGCCAACUCUCCCGGAAUACAAGGUGGCAUCGGUGCAGAAGUCCCGCUUCAUUUUGCUUCAUUACAGUGUGUGCAAAGCAUUGUGGGACUGGUUGAUCCUCCUUGCGACAUUUUACGUGGCUGUCACCGUCCCGUACAACGUCUGCUUCUCCAUCCCUGACGACCCGGACUGUGACUCCACCUCCAGAACCACCCUUGUCAGCGACAUAGCCGUGGAGAUGCUCUUCAUCCUCGAUAUCAUUCUGAAUUUCCGAACCACGUACGUUGGGCCUGCGGGUCAGGUGGUUUAUGAUGCUCGCUCGAUCUGUUUACACUACUGCACCACCUGGUUCGUCCUGGACCUCAUCGCUGCUCUGCCCUUUGACCUGCUCUAUUUAUUCAACAUCUCAGUGACUUCCCUCGUGCACUUGUUGAAGACCGUGCGUUUGCUGCGUCUCCUGCGCUUGCUGCAGAAGCUGGAUGGUUAUUCUCAGUACAGUGCUGUGGUCCUGACACUGCUAAUGUCUGUAUUUGCCCUGCUGGCACACUGGUUGGCCUGUGUUUGGUACGUCAUUGGACGCAAAGAGCUUGCCAGCAAUGACCCCCUGACCUGGGACAUCGGUUGGCUACAGGAGUUGGGCAAGCGUCUGGAGACUCCUUACACGAACGGUACAGUUGGCGGCCCAUCUUUGCGCAGCGCCUACAUCGCUUCGCUCUACUUCACAUUGAGCAGUCUGACUAGCGUUGGGUUUGGAAACGUCUGUGCCAACACAGACGCUGAGAAGAUCUUCUCCAUCUGUACCAUGCUUAUCGGGGCCCUGAUGCACGCCGUUGUGUUUGGAAACGUGACAGCCAUCAUCCAGCGCAUGUACUCCCGCCGUUCGCUCUACCACACACGCAUGAAGGAUCUGAAGGACUUCAUCCGUGUGCAUCGCCUGCCCCAGCAGCUGAAGCAGCGCAUGCUGGAGUACUUCCAGACCACUUGGUCUGUCAACAAUGGCAUUAACGCCAAUGAGCUCUUACAUGACUUCCCAGACGAGCUGCGUGCAGACAUCGCCAUGCACCUGAACAAAGACAUUCUGCAGCUGCCGCUCUUCUCCUCCGCCAGUCGGGGUUGCCUGCGUUCACUAUCCUUGCACAUUAAGACUUCGUUCUGUGCACCUGGAGAGUACCUCAUUCGACAUGGAGAUGCCCUGCAUGCUCAACACUUCGUCUGCUCGGGGUCUUUAGAGGUCCUCAAGGACGGCAUGGUGCUUGCCAUACUGGGUAAGGGAGACCUGAUUGGCGCUGACCUGCCUGGUAAGGAUCAGGUGAUCAAAGCUAAUGCAGAUGUAAAGGCUCUGACCUACUGUGAUCUACAGUACAUCAGUGUCAGAGCGCUGCAGGACGUUCUGGAGCUCUACCCAGAAUAUGUCAGCCGCUUUAAUGAGGACAUACACCACAACCUCACCUACAACCUCAGAGAGGGCCAAGCCAGAUUCUCUCACUCAACUCAACUCCCACAGGAGCGCUUUGAUGAUUCCAAGCUGCCGUUUAUUGUGGAGGCACAGCAAGACAAGGAUGCUGGACAGGACCUGUGUAGGAAGCCCCUGCUCACUGGUUUGGGCGGUCCUUCAUCUCAGUCUAAUCUGAGUGCCAUGUUAGGGGAGGAAUUUCGGCACCUUAGCAUGCUUCGUGUCGGCAGAUCACACAUUCAAAGCCCUUCUCCUCAGAUGCCACCCCAUGAUAAUCUGUCUCCAGCUGCAGUUCCUCCUCCAAGAAUAGACAAGAGCUCCAGCCACAAACCUGCCAAACUGCUCAUUCCCUCGCUGAAUUGUGUCAGCCCGUUGGACCUGAGCCCCCGGGUUGUUGAUGGCAUUGAGGAUAACGGACAUGCUUUUCACUUCAAUGUUGAGCACAGUGAGCCAUCUCCUAACACAGAGGUCAAAGACCCCUUUCAGGUUGGCGCAAACCUUCUACUAGAGACAGAGGGGGUCAGACAGAGUCUACGUCAACUCAAUACAGAGAUGAACCACCUAAACCAGGAAGUGUCUUCACUGACCAAGGAGUUCCACGAAAUGAUGCAAUUCCUGCAUAUGCAUGUGACCCCACCUCACUUCCCGUCAUCUUUCACUCCCUUCAGCUCUUUCAACUGUCAUACAUCAUCCAACUGUACCAACGUGGCCUCCUCAACCACCGACUGGCCAUCUAGACUAGCUUUUAACAUGUCUGCUGGUCCUUGCCUGCAGCUGGAGGCGUCUCAGAGAGAUUCUUUAGGAUCCAGGCACAUAUGCAUUUGCAGCGGGAGCCAUGCCCAGGAAAGAGGCUCCGUCUUGGGACAGGAAGGGGACAUAGCGCUCCUCCAUCAAGCUCCCAGUCCUCACUCAACCUAUUUUCCAAGCUGCCCUGACCAAGAAAGGGUCGCCACAUUGGGUGUAGAGAGUCAACUAAACCCAUGUCAGACUUCUAAAACAACACCCAACUCUCCUUAUCUAGGACACCAUGUUCCUCGCAAUAGCGGGUCACUCCUCGGCUUGGCGGCAUUUCCGUCCAGUGGUUUGGUUCCUCAGGAUAGGAGUGGGGGUCCUGGCAGCACAUUGUCUCUGUGCACCCAUAACAUCCAGAGUCAGUCGCAUCCAUCUUUAAACAUUCAGAUGACCUCUGACCUGCACAACAAGGUGCCCACACCCAUCCAUUUAUCGGUUACACCAAGUGGCCCAUCAGAGCCCAUUACAGCAGUCAGUUCACUUUUACAUUCUGGGAUUUGUAGUUCCAGCUUGCUGCAUUUCCCCACGGGUCAGAGACAGAAUGACCUGGUGGGAUCGAGUCCUGUUCACACACUUGAGCACAUUUUAUCAUCCCAUGGCGAAAAACAGGGGAGACCAGGACCUGCUGAUGAGUGACACAAUGACUGAGUCGUCACUGUGCAGGAGUGAUGGAAAUUUUAAAAGUACUCUAACACACUCUUUGUCUACUGCAUGGAUAAUGCUUCCAUUUUAACCAAAUUCAAUGCAUUGUGGGAGCUGUUUAUGUGGGUUAUGCUAGUCAUGCACGAUAAUGUGCAAAACCGUGCCUAUUGUUUCAAAAUCGCCUCUUUUUCAGUUCAAGUAGGACUUUAAGGUCUGUGCGUCAUCCUCAAUUGUAUUUAGGUUAAAUCAGUUUCCACUGGUUGUUUUUGUAAUUGUAUUUUACUCCAUAUGGCUUGAUUUUACAUUGGCAGUUUCACCGUGUAGGUUUUGUAUAAGACGGUGUCCCUCAGGACUGAGUCAUAGAUUACGAAGAGCCAGAAUUUACAGGCUGUUAUCACACUGCAUCUUUUUCAAAGCCUCAUUUAAAAACACUUAUGUUUUAAUAACAAAAGAUUAACUGCAUUCUUUUUCCCUGACAUUUUCGAGUGUGUUAAAGGGAUAGUUCACACGAAAAUCUAAAAUCCGCCAUCUUCUGUGGACCAAAAAAGAAGAAUUUUUAAGAUUUAUUUAUUUUUUAUUAUGGUCUCUCACAUAAUAUUUAUAAAAGUAUGUGCAGAGCAAUAUAAAUGACAAUUUGUUUAAUGGGCCUCUUUUUUUUUAAUUGUCAGAAAGAAUAUUGAAAAAACCUGAUUUAUUCUUUCUCUUCAUAAAUCUUUUCUGGACCUCUUUCAUACCAAUAAUGCUAAAUAAAUCUUCCAUUUCCUUAUCUCUCAACUGCGCCUGACUAAAUUGAAUGACUUGGGGUUGUAAAAAAAAGCAUUUGCCUGUUGAAAAUGCCCUCUUCAUAGAAUAAACCACACAUCUGUUUUCCAGUCAUUGCACUAUAGUACUUCUCAGGCUGAUCAAUUCUCAUAAAAAAAGAGAUACAGUACAGUACAGUGCCGUCCACUAAUACUGGCACCCUUGAUAAAAAUAAGCAAAACAGACUGAAAAAAUUUUAUAUUUAUCCUUUUGUUCUUUCAUUGAACAUAUCCACAAAAAUCUAACGUUUAAUUACAGUAUGUAUAAGAAACUGCCACACGAAGAAACUAUUAUGUAAAACUAUCCAAAGUCAACAUGAUAACUGUUGUUUUAUUAUUCAGCUGAUAUGACUGCAACAUCAGAAUGUGCUUAACCGCACGUCUAAGUAAAGACACAUAGUGGAAAAAUCUCGUUUAAACCACACAUACUGAGGCGGCUAUGCUGCACUGAUCUUCUCUGAAGAGAUGUGUCUUUAGACGCCCACCAUCUCGCUCUUUCUGUCUACAUCAGGGCUCCAGACACAUCAUUAGCCGCAGGAGGCUACCCACACAUGCUGCUUGCUUGUGGGAUAAUCUGACUAACAACCUGUUAUCUCUCAGCUCCUCCCCAGGCCGAUAUAUGCCUCAUGUCAACAUUUCAUAAAGGAUAUUUAUUUCUAUAUCUAUAUGCAACCUUUUCUGCUGUUUUUUUAUUUAUUUGGAAAAUGCAGCUGGAACAUUGAUUGAUGGCGCUAGAAUUUGCCUAGUUGUUGAAAUAUCCUAUUUUGUCAUCAGAGUGCCAAUCUUUUGGCCAUGGGGAAAUAUUAUUUUAUUAUUAUUAUUAUUGUAAUCAUAUACUGAAUGCGUAAUAUUUCUCGGAUAAUGAGUAGAAACAGUUGCUGUGUGCCUGAGUAAACUUUAGCACGGUUAGUAGUAGCAUAAAGCAGUUGUUGAGAAAUGGCAGCAUAUGUGUACUCGCCACCUACGACACAACUUUAAUAACACAUUGCUCACUAACCGUUCUACAUAUACUGCUGGGCAGUAACUAAUUAGCAGGAUGUGUUGCUUCUAACGCAGUGUAGAAGAGAUCUGAUUUAAUUUGACAGCAAUAUGUGAGUGGGAACUAAAUAAAGGAAGGCUGUAGCCUAUUGAAACAUCAGAUAUGCAUAAUAAAACUGGGUAUCCUUGCUUCAUUGUUUCUCAAACCAGGGGCUUCAUCAAACAUCUAAGGUAGGCUACACUCAGAACAAAAGC
Molecule: messenger RNA, 6195 nt
Organism: Carassius auratus (goldfish)
Lineage: Eukaryota; Metazoa; Chordata; Actinopteri; Cypriniformes; Cyprinidae
Product: potassium voltage-gated channel subfamily H member 4-like
Exons: 16
Coding region: 716-4156 (1146 amino acids)
Biological process (GO): regulation of membrane potential; potassium ion transmembrane transport
Cellular component (GO): plasma membrane
Molecular function (GO): voltage-gated potassium channel activity
Source: RefSeq, a predicted model, not a curated record